UCUCUUAAGCUUUUAAUUUUGGGUAUCAUCACCAUCAUCAAUUCAUCAUAUCCCUAUCAGAGUCUUUGUUUCAGUCUCUUUUUUUUUUUUUUUUUUUUAUUUCCUUCCAAUUCACCCAUUGGGUGGAAGUUUUUGCUCCCAGGCUUAACCCCACAAUCCUCUAUGAUUAAAAGCUAUGGACUUAACCCAGUACUCUAAAUCUUCUGAGUCAGAUACUGAUAUCAAAACUCCGCUGCAGACCCACCUCUCCAGGGCCUUAUCUCUCUCUGAUGGCUCUUUGAAUCCCCAGCCAUCUCCCCUCCAAAUGGUGGUGUCCUACAAAGAAUGCCUCAAAAACCAUGCUGCUACUCUUGGUGGCCUUGCCCUUGAUGGCUGUGGCGAGUUCAUGCCUAGUCCUACUGCUACUCCUUCUGAUCCUACUUCCCUUAAAUGUGCUGCUUGUGGCUGCCACCGCAACUUCCACCGCCGUGAUUCGCGUACUCACCAGCCGCUGCCACCAACGGCUGCACUUCAAUGGACGUCAAGCCCAAGUCCUGGACAAACUAGCUCUGGCCUGAGCCCUAGCCCUACCCCAAACUCACCGGAAUCACCAACCCCUCAGCAAUCCGUCUAUCCAUCUGCACCCCAUAUGCUUCUGGCCUUGAGCACAGGACUUUCUGAGCCGUUUGAUGAGAAUCAGCACCAGAAUCCAAGUCUUAAUUCAACAGUGAUGAACCCACAUGGGAGAAAGAGAGCAAGAACCAAGUUUACAGAUGAACAGAAAGAGAAGAUGUAUGCUUUUGCUGAAAAGUUGGGGUGGAAGAUGCUGAGAGGAAAUGAAGAGAAAAUGGUGGAGGAGUUUUGCAGUGAAGUUGGAGUGAAGAGAAAUGUUUUUAAAGUUUGGAUGCACAAUAACAAGCACAGAAAGGAAAAGAAUAUUGCUAAUGGCAAUGAAGAUAGAGUUGGCUUUGACAUCUUCAACUGCAACUCCAACAAUAUCAAUGGCAGCACAUAUGAUAGCUUCACCAGGCAUCAGAUUGAGAAUAAAGUUCAAGUUCAUGGUGAUUCUCCUGAUGGGUCUUCUCAUUCAUCUUGAUCUAGAGUUAAGAGAGUCAUUGCUUCAGACAAAGAAAGAAAAGAAACAGUAAGUGGGGAUUCUUGUCUGUCUUUUUCUUCCCCCUUUCUGGUUCUCUUGUUUUACUUUGUUGUUGGUUUUGUUGGUUUCUUGAUUAAUUUGGUGACUGUUCAUCUCUAAAUAUUGACGAUGUAGAAUCAUUACAGAAGCUAGGAUGAAAUUUAAGGGAGAAUUACUUCUCUUACAUAGCUA
This is a messenger RNA of Manihot esculenta (cassava), 1306 nucleotides long. RefSeq names its product zinc-finger homeodomain protein 11. Lineage: Eukaryota; Viridiplantae; Streptophyta; Magnoliopsida; Malpighiales; Euphorbiaceae. The transcript has a single exon. Gene Ontology annotation, biological process: regulation of DNA-templated transcription; regulation of developmental process. The record is from RefSeq and is a predicted model, not a curated record. Gene Ontology annotation, cellular component: nucleus. Gene Ontology annotation, molecular function: transcription cis-regulatory region binding; DNA-binding transcription factor activity. Bases 176 to 1075 code for a protein of 299 amino acids.